ACCGCUAAUAAAAUGAGAGAUAUAAGCUGUAAGCCUCUCCUCCAACAAACUGAAAGCUGAAUGGACACGAAAAAAUAAACAUUUUCGCUCACGCUUGGUUUGCACGUGGAAUUUUUACAUUAUGAGACUCUGUAAGCACAUAAUAGUAAUGUAGGAUAAAAGUCUAAAAGAAAGAAAGUUAAAACCAUUUUCACUCUGAACUUUUAGUUAUUCCUUUUCUCUUUGUCUCUUACAUACUGCAAAAAAUGUUACACGAAGAAAAUCAAGACAAGAUGGAAUCAGUAGCAUCAAAUAUUUUGGUCCAGUUCAAAAAUGAAGCUGGUGAAAUUGGUAGUCCCCCUUUUGAUAUGCCAGUAAAUGUUACUGCUCAACAGUUACAAAUUAUCUGUAAUUCAGUACUUAAAAAAGAAGAACCAGUACCUUUUCUUUUCUUUGUUGAUGAUGUACAAAUUAAAGAAAGCUUGGCAAGCACAUUAAAAGAUAAACCUUCAAGCACUGAAAAAAUUCUUGAUAUUGUGUAUGCUGAACAAGCUGUUUUCCGUGUCCGACCUGUCACUCGAUGUACAAGCUCAUUACCUGGGCAUGCUGAAGCUGUAAUUUCUGCAUCUUUUAGUCCAGAUGGCCGGUACUUAGCUAGUGGUUCUGGGGACACAACUGUGAGAUUAUGGGAUGUAAAUACUGAAACACCACAAUAUACUUGUAAAGGUCACAAACAUUGGGUGUUGUGUAUUUCAUGGUCUCCCAAUGGUAUGAAAUUAGCAUCAGGGUGUAAAAAUGGCCAGAUUAUGAUUUGGGAUCCUAAAACUGGAAAACAGUUAGGCAGAGCACUAACUGGCCAUGGUGCCUAUGUAUCUGCUCUUUGUUGGGAGCCUUUGCAUUUAAAUGCUGAGUGUAGGCGAAUAGCCAGUGCUUCAAAGGACCGUACUGUUAGAAUUUGGGAUGUUAUAACAUGCCAGACUCUCUUCCUUCUCUCUUCUCACACCGCAGGUAUUACUUGCGUCAAAUGGGGAGGUACUGGGUUGAUAUAUUCUUCCUCUCAAGACCGUACCAUAAUAGUUUGGAGAGCCAGUGAUGGUACACUUUGUCGGACACUUCAAGCUCAUGGGCACUGGGUCAAUACUAUUGCUUUGAAUACUGAUUACUUAUUGAGAACAGGACCUUAUGAUCCAAGCAAAGCAAGUAUUGUCUACAGAGAUAUUGCUGAAACAGCUGAAGAAUUAUCUAAUACUGCUUUGAAGAGAUAUAACAGCAUAACAAAAGGUGAACCUGAAAUUAUGAUUUCUGGCUCGGAUGAUUUCACUAUGUAUUUAUGGACUCCAGAAAAUAGUAAAAAACCCUUAACAAGAAUGACAGGACAUCAAAACUUAAUUAAUGAUGUCAAGUUUUCACCUGAUAUGAGAUUAAUUGCAAGUGCUUCUUUUGACAAAUCUAUAAAAAUAUGGAAUGGAAGAACUGGAAAAUUUAUUUCUACUUUGCGUGGACAUGUGCAACAAGUUUAUCAAAUCUCUUGGUCUGCCGACAGCAGGUUACUUGUUAGUGGAAGUGCUGACUCUACUCUGAAAGUGUGGGACUUGAUGACUAACAAAAUUAUGCUUGAUUUGCCUGGCCAUGCAGAUGAGGUUUAUGCUGUUGACUGGAGUCCUGAUGGACAAAGAGUUGUGAGCGGAGGUAAAGACAAAGUAAUUAAAAUAUGGCGAAGGUAAUUGCAUGAACAAUCAGCAACUUAUUUUAGCACAUUGUAUAUACACUUUUUUUUUUUAAAUCAAUAAAUUGCUUUUUGUUCA
This is a messenger RNA of Uloborus diversus, 1784 nucleotides long. Its product is annotated as notchless protein homolog 1-like. Lineage: Eukaryota; Metazoa; Arthropoda; Arachnida; Araneae; Uloboridae. Bases 246 to 1703 code for a protein of 485 amino acids. The transcript has 13 exons. Gene Ontology annotation, molecular function: protein binding. The record is from RefSeq and is a predicted model, not a curated record. Gene Ontology annotation, biological process: Notch signaling pathway; ribosomal large subunit assembly. Gene Ontology annotation, cellular component: nucleolus.